AUGGGUGCCUUCACACGCGCCUCCAAGGCCGGCCAACGCGUGCAUCGGGAGCGUACCCAGCCGGAGAACCGAAAGAAGUAUGGUCUUCUGGAGAAGAAGAAAGAUUACAAGAACCGUGCGGAAGACUAUCACAAGAAAGAGAAAAAGUUGAAGAAGUUGCGGAAGCACGCACUUGAUCGCAACCCUGAUGAAUUCCACUAUCACAUGAAGAAUUCGGUCGUUAAGGACGGAAAACACUUCGAGAAACCCAUUGAGACGGAGGACACCGAGUUGCAGAAGCAGUUCGGCGAGGUCCGCGAUCUAGACUAUGUUCGGAAUGCUCUAUUCACGGAGAAAAAGAAAAUCCAAUCACUACGGUCGGAGCUUCAUCUGAUGGACUUUGAGGGCACUUCGCAGUCAACACACACCAUUUUUGUCGACACGAAAGAGGAGGCUCGGGCAUUCAACCCCGCCUCUUUCUUUGAUACGGAUCCCGAAUUGGUAGACCGCCCGAACAACAGGCUACGGAAGAGUGAUCUCGCGAAUAAAGAGAUACGCGGUGGAUAUGAUAAAGAAUUCGUCAAGGAAGCAGAAGCCGUUACAAAAGUGAGGUACAACGAAUUGCGGAAAAGAAUGGAAAGAGCCAACGAGUUGGAAGUGGUUGUGGGCAAGCUGGAAGUGAAGCGUCAUCUAGGGACUUAUAAGAACAAGGAGCUGCAGCCGAAGCUGGUAGAGCGUGGGGCCCCGGACAAAGCAGCCGUCUACAAAUUUCCUAUGAUCCGGAAGAAA
Mesorhabditis spiculigera is the source of this 768-nucleotide messenger RNA. The record is from the annotation of a GenBank genome assembly. Lineage: Eukaryota; Metazoa; Nematoda; Chromadorea; Rhabditida; Rhabditidae.